Lactuca sativa (garden lettuce) is the source of this 1410-nucleotide messenger RNA. The record is from RefSeq and is a predicted model, not a curated record. Lineage: Eukaryota; Viridiplantae; Streptophyta; Magnoliopsida; Asterales; Asteraceae.
AUGGCCGAUUUAAUCAACAAUGUGAUGUGGCAGUCAAAAGAAAAUGAUACCAACCUCGAUGAAGGAACAUCAAAUACAAGGGGUAGUGGUGUGGCUGAUGAUUUUACACAGUUGUUAGAAGAAGUGGAAACUAAAUUAUAUCCUGGUUGCACCUUUUCUUCCCUUGAGUUUCUAGCAAAGUUAAUGCAUAUCAAGUUGAGCAACGUGUACGUAGGAAAGUCUGAGGCAAAGCAAAAAAAUAUAAAGAUUGAAAGAGCGCUCUUACCGAAUAAAGGCAAGCCAAUUACCAUGGAUUAUGAUACGGAUAUGACAUAUGAUCCCGUAGGAGAGCCAAAAGACAUGUUUUCACGAGAAGUUGAAAAAACAAUGUGGCAGAUGAUCCCUUUUCAUAAAUGGACUUGGAAAAAAGUUUCCCCGGCAAUAAAGGACACAGUUAUACAACAUUUAGGGACAAAGUUUGAUAUGGAUCAGAUGUACCAGGAUGUAGAAGCUAAUAUGUUGACAGAGAGUUUUCAAGCAACUUUGUUAAAAGGUUAUCGAGACCGUCAAGCUGAUGCAACCGAAUAUUUUAUGGAAGUCGGAGGGUGUCAUGAUAUCCCGAGAACACUAGCCAACCCUGCAAAUGGUAUGGAUGUUGAUAAUUGGAAGAAACCAGUUGAGUAUUUCCAAACGUACGAACACAAAAUUGCUUCAGAAAUGAACAAAAAGAACCUUAAUAGAGUGGAAACUUUUCGCAAGGCUCAUACUGAUAGGGAUGGUGUAUUUGUUAUUGUCGAGGUAGAACAACAAUAUAUUAAUAGUUCUAUUCCUUCAUCACUAGCAAACCUGAGCAACUUACAGUAUCUCUACCUACUCGCGAAAAAACUUAGUCGUUCUAUUCCUUCAUCAUUGGGUGAUUUGAGAUCUUUGAAUGUUCUUCAUUUGAGCGAUAAUCAACUCUCUGGCCACAUUCCUAUUGAAAUCGGGAAUUUGAAGUCUCUCACUGAUCUUCAAUCUCUCACUAAGCUUGCGGUGAGCGACAAUCAACUUAGUGGUUCUAUUCCUUCAUUAUUAGCAAACUGGAGCAACCUACAUAAUUUGUUCCUACGCCACAAUAAAUUACCUGGUUUGAUUCCACAAGGAUUGGGAAGUCUAUACUUGAACAAAGUAUCUGGCCCCAUUUCUAUUGAACUGAGGAAUUUGAAGUCUCUCACUGAUCUGUUGUUGAGCCAAAAUCAGCUUAGUCGUUCUAUUCCUUCAUCAUUGGGUGAUUUGAGAUCUUUGAAUGUUCUUCAUUUAAGUGAUAAUCAACUCUCUGGCCACAUUCCUAUUGAAAUCGGGAAUUUAAAGUCUCUCACUGAUCUUCAAGUGAGCUAUAAUCAACUUAGUGGCUCUAUUCCUUCAUCAUUAGAAAACCUGAGCAAUCUAUAG